Messenger RNA from Talaromyces stipitatus ATCC 10500, 289 nucleotides. RefSeq lists its product as uncharacterized. The record is from RefSeq and is a predicted model, not a curated record. Lineage: Eukaryota; Fungi; Ascomycota; Eurotiomycetes; Eurotiales; Trichocomaceae. The annotation marks the transcript as partial. The transcript has a single exon.
AUGGCGCGUAAAGGCCCUGGUACAGAUGGCCCUCUACAGACAGCCCUACUGGAAUCCACGUCCGCAGCCACGACAAGAGCUUCUGAAGGACAGAAGAUCUUCAGCCCUAUAGCUGCAUUCCUCGAUAAACACCGCAGCCAAACCACCGGCCUGGCCCCUCACCUACUGAGAGCCCUCACCGCUCUAAGCGAUGACCUCGCCUCAGUAGCCCAACGACAUUUUAGCGCCUAUAUCAGCGGUAUCUCGACGACCUCCAUUCUACCUGCCCUGUCCCCUUCCCCUUCCCCUU